Sphaerodactylus townsendi is the source of this 1529-nucleotide messenger RNA. RefSeq names its product WD repeat domain 54 (gene WDR54). The coding region runs from base 92 to 1108 and encodes 338 amino acids. NCBI's taxonomy places the organism in Eukaryota, Metazoa, Chordata, Lepidosauria, Squamata, Sphaerodactylidae. The transcript has 10 exons. The record is from RefSeq and is a predicted model, not a curated record. Gene Ontology annotation, molecular function: protein binding.
ACGCCCCUCGCCCCGCCCCUCGCGACCGACCGGUGACGUCACAGCGCCGGCGCCUCGUCUCCAUGGCAGCGGGCGAAGCCGAAGGAGGAGGAUGUACCGCCGGGAGAAGGGCGUGGCGCUGAAGGGCAGCUGCUCGGCGCUGUACAACAACCUGUGCGUGCUGCCCCUGCCCGCCAAGCAGCUCACCUACUUGGCCGCCGUCCACGGCGCCUCCGUCCACCUGGUCAGCGCCUCGCCCGACGGGCUCAGCUGCUCCCACCGCCAGAUGCAGCCGGCCAAGGAGGGCAGCAGCCUGGCCGGCGCCGCCUCCCUCCUCACGCAGGCAGCCUGGUGUGUCCUCCCCUCUCGGACCCUGUUGGUGCUGACAUCGCAGAAAGGAAUCCAGAUGUACGAGGCAGAUGGAUCCAUUAUGGUUUACUGGCAUGCUCUGGAUGCUUCAGAGUCAUCACCAGGACAGGCUGUGUUUGCUCGUGGGAUCGCAGCCACUGGCCAGCGCUUUGUGUGUGUGGGGACGUCGCUGGGGUAUGUCCUUGUUUUUGAUAUCCCCGGCAAAGGCACCAACAUCACCUUGAGCGAGGUUCUGGAGGAGCACCAUGCUGCCGUCACGGAUAUUGGCGCUGAGCUCUGUGAGCAGCCGGAAGGAAGCAUUGACCUGGUGAGUGCCGAUGACUCGGGCGGGCUGUGUGCCUGGCGCUCUGGGGAAGAGUUCCAGCUGGUCUCCAAAAUCCCAGCUUCUGGGUGCCCCUGUUCCUCCGUCAAGCUGUGGAAUGGGGUGAUUGUGGCCGGUUACGGCAGCGGCCAGAUCCGUCUCUACGAAGCAGCCAGCGGCACCCUCCGAGCUGAGGUGGCUGCUCAUGCGCGCUGGAUUUACGCCCUAGACCUGGCUCCACUCUCAGGGAAGCUGCUGUCGGCGGCCGAGGACUCUUUUGUGGCUGUCUGGGAGCUGAUGUUCAACCUGGACACUGAAGACAUUGAGAUCAGGCACUGCCAGACGGAAUGUGUGACAGACACGCAAAUCUGCGGGGCCCGCUUCUGUGACCCAGAGGGCAGCACCUUCGCCGUCACCGGCUACGACCUCAGUGAGAUCAUCCGCUACGUCCAGCUGUAACACACACACACACCCAUGCAAACAGGCAGGGUCAGACACUAACCUUGGAGGGCAGCAUUUACUCUCUGGGGCUCUUGGACAUCUCAGCCAGGAGCCACCACUGGAGGUGCCGUCCGGAAGCUCUGGCCCCCAGGCACAUUCUGCUCGAAGCUCCGCUGGCUGGCUGGAGCAGGAACGCUGGGCCAAGUGAAGAAGAUCCCUGUGCGGUCAGAGCCCUUGAGACAGGCCCCGCCCCUUCCUGCCCAGAUGGAGCCCCCGCCCCCCCCACUCCUUCAUGCCGGCCCAUUCAGAGCCGUUCUCGUUUGGCAGGCCCCUCACCGUUGGGGACCAGCGGGGACAAUGUUAGGAAUGGAAUAAGCUUCCAUGUUACAAGGUAAUUUAUUUGUGUAUAUAGAGAAGAAUAAAAAAAUGGAAGCUGUGA